This is a messenger RNA of Parasteatoda tepidariorum (common house spider), 2714 nucleotides long. RefSeq lists its product as uncharacterized. Gene Ontology annotation, molecular function: RNA polymerase II cis-regulatory region sequence-specific DNA binding; DNA-binding transcription activator activity, RNA polymerase II-specific. Gene Ontology annotation, biological process: regulation of transcription by RNA polymerase II. Gene Ontology annotation, cellular component: nucleus. Lineage: Eukaryota; Metazoa; Arthropoda; Arachnida; Araneae; Theridiidae. The record is from RefSeq and is a predicted model, not a curated record.
GUUGACGAAAAUCACAAACACCCAAACAUAAAUACUAAUGAAAUCGUUUUUUAUGCGUACAUUUAAUGCAUUCUUGAUCUUGUAGUAAUUAAUGUAAGUUAUAAUAAAUGUAAUUUUAAAAACUUUCAAAAUUUUUAUUUUUUGUUCUCAAAUGCAAACCACUUAACACUCCAGCUAAAUUUCUUGGGGGCUUGGCAAAAAAUGACAUAAUAAACUUUUUGGGCACAAUAUAAAGAGGUUGUGAAAGAUAUGCUUUUAUUAACUGCAUAAAGAUCAACUAUUAUCGCUCUCUGAAAAUUAAAGAAGAAAACCUUAUGUUAAUUUUGAAAUGGAUCUGCAAUUCCUGAUGCUUGCUUUACAUAAAGAAUAUGAUUUUUAUUGAUUACUCCAUUUUUAAAAUAUAGAUAUAGAAGUUUUUGAGCAGUUUUAUUUAUAUAUUUAUUGUUAGAGGCACUGCUGUUCUAAAAAUUGACUUUUGAUGUUAGUGAACUGAAUCUGUGUCUGACUCAUUGAAUUCCUGAUUAUGCGCUUCCUUAUCAUGCUGAACACAUUAUCAUUCCUUAUCUACUUGUACUUAAAAAAUUAUUAGUAUCAAGAUAGCAGUUUAGAAAUUUAUGUUGUAAUUAAUAAGUGAAGAUUUUUUGCUAACUAUUAUUUUAAAGCAUAUUACAUUCAUAUUGAUUUUUCAUUGUAAAGUUUAUUGAAUACUGUAUAUUUGGUAUUACUUAGGAACGAAUAUGAAAUUUCUCCUUUUCAGUCUUUAUAUCUUUUGAACUUUUAAAAACAAUUGCUUUAUGUAUCAAGAUAAUUAAGUUCAAGCAAAUUCUGCGUUGAAAGUCUUUAAAAAAAAUUUAAACAAUCAAUGCAGUCUUCAUUGCUUACUUGUCAAUUUUUUAACUUUGACAAUUACAUGUUUGUCCCUUUUUAACUUUGAAAGUAAUCUUUAGAUACCUGGAUUGUUAAACGUAAAUUAUUAGCAUAUAUAAAGACUUAUUUUGAUAUUUUGUCUUCAGUACCUUGUAAAAGAAUAUUUGUGUAAAAUUUGCUUUACGUAUCUACGAUUUUUAUAUUCAAAUAAUAAAAGAAAUGUAUGAAAAAUAAGUAUAUCAGUAGUUGGUAGUCAGCUUUACUUAUUGUUGUGCACUUUUCUCUUUUAAACGUAAUUUUAAUUCCCUACCCACAAAAACUUGUAUUGUUUAAUAUGGGUUUUUCAUCAAAAAAAUAUUUGUCUAAGCAGAAUCUUGUUGCUUCUAAUAAAAAGCAUUUUUUUCUUGUUGCAUCUGUAAUAAGUGUUUUAUGCAAAAAUAUUAUUUAAAUGUAUUUAAACUUAUUUAUUUGGGUGAAAAGCCUUUUCUGCAUAGCAUACGUAAAAUGAGUUUUACUCAAAAAAGUCUUUUAUAUCAACACAACCUUGUUCAUUCUAAUGAAAAGCCUUAUUCUUGUAGUACAUGUAAUAAGUGUUUUACUAAAAAAAGAUAUUUAAAAGCGCAUAACCGUAUUCAUACUGGGGAAAAGCACAACCUUGUUCAAUCUAAUGAAAAGCCUUAUUCUUGUAGUACGUGUCAUAAGUGCUUUACUAAAAAAAGAUAUUUAAAAGCGCAUAACCGUAUUCAUAAUGGGGAAAAGCCGUAUUCUUGUGAUGCAUGUAAUAUGUGUUUCACUCGAAAAUGUAAUUUAAAUAGACACAAACUUAUUCAUUCUGGUGAAAGACCCUAUGUAUGUAUUAUAUGUGACAUGACUUUUGCUCAUAAAAGUAAUUUAAAUCUGCACUCGCUUAUUCAUUCUGGUGAAAAGCCUUAUUCUUGUAGUAUAUGUAAUGUGUGUUAUGCUCAAAAAGGUGAUUUAAAAACCCAUUAUCGUAUUCAUUCUGGUGAAAAGCCUUAUUCUUGUACUAUAUGUAAUAUGCGUUUUUCUCGAAAAAGUUAUUUAAAUGCACACAAUCGUAUUCAUACUGGUGAAAAGCCUUAUUCUUGUAUUAUAUGCAAUAUGUGUUUUACUCAAAAACAUCACUUAAAUAGACAUAGUGUUGUUCAUACUAGUGAAAAGCCUUAUACUUGUAGUGCAUGUGAUAUGCGUUUUUCUCAAAAAAGUUAUUUAAUUGCACAUAAUUUUCUUCAUACUGGUGAAAAGCCUUAUUCUUGUAAUAUUUGUAACGUGCGUUUUGCUCGGAAAUGGGAUUUAAAUCGACACGAAUUUGUUCAUUCUGAUGUAAAACCUUAUGUAUGUAGUGUAUGUAAUAUAGGUUUUACUCAAAAAAAUUGUUUAAAUAAGCACAUCCUUGUUCAUUCUGAAGAGGAGCAAACUUGUAGUACAAUUAAAACUGAAAUAUGUUAAUUGUUAUAUGAUUAACUUGUAAUGAAAGGAGGUGAAUACUAUAAUAUUAGUGAAUUCAAAAUAAUAGAGAAAGCAUUUAAAUUUUAUUUAAAUAUUUUAUGCAUUUAAAUUUAAUGCAUUUAAAUUAUGGAACUAAAAUUAUAAUGAAUCUUUUAUAUUAAAAAUAUAUAAUAAUAAAUAGAAGUUGUAACUUUAGUGCUGAUUCCCAAGACACAAAAGGGAAAAAAAGAUAUCAGAGAGAAUAAGGUACUAAACUAAUGUAUAAAAUAAUUUUUAUUGUUUUUAAAAUCUCUUUCACUUUUUUUAUCUUAUAUUCUGUGUUCUAUGUACUUGAAGCUUAUGCACUGUUUAUGAAACUUAAUAAAUCUUUAUUUUUUUUC